Sinocyclocheilus rhinocerous is the source of this 693-nucleotide messenger RNA. RefSeq lists its product as uncharacterized. Bases 1 to 693 code for a protein of 230 amino acids. The record is from RefSeq and is a predicted model, not a curated record. The transcript is spliced from 5 exons. NCBI's taxonomy places the organism in Eukaryota, Metazoa, Chordata, Actinopteri, Cypriniformes, Cyprinidae.
AUGAAGAUCAUUCAGCUUCAGCUCUUGGUAUUAAUCUGUUGUCAGUAUGGAGUGUCAGAUCUACUAACUGAUCUGGGAUCAAAUGUGAUCAUAAACUGUGAUCUUGAUGAAAAUGAGGUUUAUUGGAUUUUACUGAAAACAUCAGAUCCUCCGACAGUGAUUCUACGAACAUUUCCAACACCAAUAUCACCUCAUUACUAUAAUAAAACUUUCAGAAACAAAUAUUCAGUGCAGUUUAAACAUCAUCUGGUUAUUAAUAAUGUGACUGCUGAUGAAUUAGGAGUUUAUUACUGUAUGAACACACGCACACCUCCAAAACUCAGCAACAGCACCAGACUGCACUUCACUGAACCAGCUCAACUAACUGUGUUAACUGAGUGUCACAAUCAUACAGUGACUGAGUAUACCGAGCAGAUUCAGACACAAUGGAAGAUUAUUAUCAUCAUAUUUGGACUGAUGAAUGGGCUUCUGGUUAUUGUGGUGAUCGGACUAGUAAAGGUUUUUGUUGUUGGAAACAGAAGGUCUGAAGAACAAUCAGAGCAACUCAACACUGAUCUACAGCAGACGCAAGUUAUAGAACAGCAUCAGGAGCAAUUACAUUAUGCCACGGUGGACUUUUCCAAACUGCGUAGAAAUAUUCGGUCCAGCCAAAUCAACAGCACCUAUGCUGCUCUAAACCUGCCGAAGUCAUGA